AGAGGCUGGUUUUUCAGGCCAGCAGACUGCAGCCCUCGUGCAGCAAAGCUGCACACACAGCUUGGAAAAGUUGCCGGUGCUGCUUUGGAGCAAGCACGCUGAUUGCAGCGCCUGUGUGCUUGGCAGGCAGGAAGCCUCGGGGACCAGCUCAUCCUCGCACCCAUCCUGUCUCCCUGCAGAUGCAGAGCCCAGCUCCUGAGCACCCUGGCAGCGGCUGGUGGAUAUGAUGGAGCUCCUAGAGGAAGAUCUGACCUGUCCCAUUUGCUGCAGCCUGUUUGAUGAUCCUCGUGUCCUGCCCUGUUCGCACAAUUUCUGCAGAAAGUGUCUGGAAGGAAUUCUUGAGGGAAAUGUGCGGAAUGUGCUUUGGAGGCCAUCCCCUUUCAAGUGCCCUACAUGCAGGAAGGAGACUCCUGUCGCUGGAGUCAACAGCUUGCAGGUCAACUAUUCCCUGAAAGGUAUCGUGGAGAAGUACAACAAAAUCAAAGUAACUCCAAAAAUGCCCGUGUGCAAAGUGCACAGCGGGCAACCCCUUAACAUUUUUUGCCGGACAGACAUGCAGCUGAUCUGUGGGGUUUGUGCCACCCGUGGUGACCACACAAAGCAUGUUUUCUGUUCCAUUGAAGAAGCUUAUUCCCAGGAGAAGCGGGCUUUUGAAACCUUGUUUCAGGGCUUUGAAACUUGGCGUUGUGGAGAUGCCCUCUCACGGCUGGAUACCUUAGAGACCAGUAAGAGGAAAGCUCUGCAGAUGCUGACAAAAGAUUCUGACAAAGUGAAGGAGUUCUUUGAGAAGCUGCAGCACACUCUGGAGCAGAAGCGAAAUGAGAUUCUGUCUGACUUUGAGACCAUGAAGCUUGCAGUGAUGCAGGCCUACGACCCGGAAAUCAAUAAACUGAACACGAUUCUGCAAGAGCAGCGGAUGGCUUUUAACAUUGCAGAGGCCUUCAAAGAUGUGUCUGAACCCAUUAUAUUUCUGCAACAGAUGCAGGAGUUCAGGGAAAAAAUCAAGGUGCUCAAAGAAACCCCUUUACCUUGUUCCACAGUGGACAUCAGUCCCACAAUGAAGAGCUUUGAUACCAGCCAGUGGAAUGGAAUAAAACUUGUUGAUGUGGACAAACUUUCCUUGCCUCAGGAAAGCAACACUUUCAAAUUCAAGAUUCCCUCAGUCUUUUCGCGCAGAUUUAUAGUGAACUCUCUUAUUUUCUUGCUCAUUCUUGCUGUCACCAGAAUGUCCUUUGUGGAGUCAGUCAUUGACAAUCUCCAGUGCUGGAAAUCCCAGUUCCUUACAAUUAGCUUGUCCUAUCUGGCAGAUACCGUGGAGAUAGCAGAUCAUGCAGUCUUUUACUGGGAACAGAUGACAGAUGGAGCUUCACUUUUAAGAGAAAAGUGUAAAAACUAUACGUUGGUUGUACUGGAUAACGUCGCACAGUUUGUGUGCAAAUAUAAACUGUUGUGAAGUGUCUGCUGGAAUAUCAGAACUAAGAGAAAUCCGGGGAAGAAAACAUGGAACUUCUUAAAUUAAUUGGUCUUUUCAGACUUCCAGUGAAAACAUUCAAAGAUUCAAAAUGAUUCCAAAACAUUCGUGAUGUUCACAUAGUUUGAGCACUGCUAAAGCAGAAAAUGAAAUGGAGCUUUGAAAAAUACUUUGUGGAUUCUUCUUUCAGUGAUUAUGGGAAUAUUACUCACUGUAAAUAAUUUUUCUUACCAAAAUAUAGGAAAAAACUGUAUCUUUAAUUUGAUGUUAAUGUAACUGUAGAAUAAGAUAAAAGAUUGUAGUUUAAAAAAAGUUCUAACUGGGAGAUUGUUUGGAAAGAGGAAGAAGUGUUGUGAUUGAGGUGAGCACUGUGCUGACAAGUUUUCUGAGGACUGCCCUUCCACCGCAAAAUGCAGCGUGCAUCAUUCACAUUCUGGAAUCUGCUUCUAUCUGAUGAUGUUACUUCUCUCUGAAA
Molecule: messenger RNA, 1946 nt
Organism: Ficedula albicollis (Collared flycatcher)
Lineage: Eukaryota; Metazoa; Chordata; Aves; Passeriformes; Muscicapidae
Gene: TRIM13
Product: tripartite motif containing 13
Exons: 2
Coding region: 224-1453 (409 amino acids)
Biological process (GO): innate immune response; positive regulation of canonical NF-kappaB signal transduction; positive regulation of macroautophagy
Molecular function (GO): zinc ion binding
Source: RefSeq, a predicted model, not a curated record